Messenger RNA from Aspergillus oryzae RIB40, 1272 nucleotides. RefSeq lists its product as uncharacterized. The coding region runs from base 1 to 1272 and encodes 423 amino acids. The transcript has 3 exons. NCBI's taxonomy places the organism in Eukaryota, Fungi, Ascomycota, Eurotiomycetes, Eurotiales, Aspergillaceae. Gene Ontology annotation, molecular function: O-methyltransferase activity. The record is from RefSeq and is a predicted model, not a curated record.
AUGGAAGAACUGACCCGAAGUCUGGUGAACGACGUCGAGGUACUGAACAACCACUUUGUUUCCACUGGCCAUCCCCUCCCUUCAUUUGAUCGUCAUACACCUACAGUUGUACUGCCUAAUGACGCCUCGCCGGAUGCUCAUGCUGCAAGAGAGCGAAUCCUGGACAAUGCCUUGCGCCUCUUCCAACUUGCCGCAGGCCCGAGUGCGUAUCUGUUGAACUUGCAGACGGGGUAUCAGUAUGCAUCAUGCGUACGAUGGCUAUGUCACUUUCAAAUUUUUCACCUAGUGCCUUUAGAGGGCUCCAUUGCUUACGCUGACCUUGCCGUCCUUGCCAAGGCACCUGAGCCUCAGCUCAUAAGUGUUGUCCGUAUGGCUAUGACGAAUGGUCUUUUCCUCGAAAGCCCACCGCAGCAUCUGGCACACUCCGCCACAUCUGCUUUACUGCGCAAUGAUGCCGAUUUUCAUGAUUGGGCCGUCACCAUGAGUGACCUAUCCUUUCCUACCGCCUUUGCAAUGGUGGAAGCACAUGAACGGUGGCCGAAUAGUGUCGAAGGGAACCAGACGGCGUAUAAUAUUGCCGUUGGUAGUGAAUUGCCCUUCUUCAGCCAUUUGGCCGAACAGUCAGACCGAAAACGGCAAUUUGCCGGCUUUAUGCGCAGCAUGGCGCGCAGCCAAGGAACAGAUGUUGAGAAACUCGCGGAAGGAUGGGACUGGGCCGCUCUUGGGCAAGCUUGUGUAGUCGAUGUGGGUGGGUCCACUGGCCAUACUUCGGUUGCGCUGGCCCGCAAAUAUCCUGACUUGAACUUCGUCGUCGAGGACUUGCCUGAGGUAGUGGCUGAGGGGCCUGGAUAUCUCUCCUACCUGGACGAUGCACAGGACCUGAAGUCGCGUAUUGGUUAUCGAGCACACAGCUUCUUUGAUCCACAGCCCGUGCAAGAUGCUGAUGUGUACAUGCUGCGGAUGAUACUACACAAUUGGUCGUUCGAUGACUGUGUGCGGAUACUGUCGCGUCUUGUCCAGACUUUGAAGCCUGGUGCACGUAUCAUCAUUGUCGACAUUGUGUUGCCGGAUCCCGGCGUGGUUUCAGCAUCCAAGGAAAGGUUGUUGCGCGUCCAAGACCUGAUAAUGCAGCAGGUGUUCAACAGCAUGGAAAGAUAUCUUGAGAAUUGGAUGGACAUCUUUAGAAAGGUCGAUGAACGGCUUGAAGUGAAGAGAAUUGUGGAGCCUCCUGGAAGUUUAAUGUCACUGAUUGAGUUAAGCAUGGCUGCAUAG